This is a messenger RNA of Pseudomassariella vexata, 2271 nucleotides long. RefSeq lists its product as uncharacterized. Lineage: Eukaryota; Fungi; Ascomycota; Sordariomycetes; Amphisphaeriales; Pseudomassariaceae. The transcript is spliced from 3 exons. The coding region runs from base 1 to 2271 and encodes 756 amino acids. The record is from RefSeq and is a predicted model, not a curated record.
AUGGACACCUUCUCAGAUGAUGGCUUCGACGAGCUGAACGCCAACGCCCUGCAGGAGCUCGAGAGCCAGGCCAUCCAGUUCACCCAAGCCCAGAAGAAGUACGAGCUGUCGCAAGAAGAGUUAGACUGCGACUUUGAAGACGACGAUCUCGACGAUGCCGUUGUCCACGAUGAGUUGCGCGGUGGCGGCAAAUCCGUUCUCCCACCCGAAAAGCCCGCAGAGUUGCCUUCAAGAAUACUGCCCCAGCAAGCAUCACGGCCGCAACAUAAUGGCUGGGGCCCUGUGCCCAUUCCAGCAAGCCACUUUCGACCCUCCCAAUCACCACGUUACAGCCAGAUCCGACCCCCUCCGCCCCUCCCUCGCCCGGCCCCGCGAUACCAGCCAUCACAGGUGCAGCAGCGGCCGCUCGAACCUCCCAAUCGCGACCAAGAACUUUUGCUGGCUCAAAUCCAAGAACUACAGUCGCGGCUCAAUACCAAGGAUGGCGAGAUACAGAUUGUGCGGAAGCGCCUCGAAAAGGAUCGCCAGGACCACGAUCGCGAACUCCAGACAAUACGCAAGCAGACUGCGGAACAACUUGCCAAGAAUGAGCGCCUGGUGGAGGCGGCCAAGGUAGCAGAGCGUACGGCGGCUACAGAGCUUGAGUUCACUAAACGCGAUCUGAAAGAUGAAUUAGACCGUGCGAAGCGGAGGGAGAAAGAUGGCGGGACUCCUAAAAGGAACGCAGCUGCCAAAACCUGGGGGGUUUCGGAUGGAUUUGAAGAUGUCGAGAUGGCCGGAAGUCCUAGUAAAGGUAAUAGGGGUAAACCCCCUGGCGCCGUUGCCAGCGUUGUUUCGGAGCCUCCUGCAAGGUUGACAAGAACUCCGACUAAGGGAAAGAGGAAACGGCCUGCGGUAGACAGCCCGGUCAUGGCACUGGAAACAACCGAGGAUGUACUUAUGCUCGACGAUGUUGGCACAGCUGAGGAAAUUGCCCAGUCUUAUUCUAUCGGGGCGUCGCUGAAGUCUCUACCAUUCGAUUUUCUGAGGGUCAUCCUGAACCAUAGCACGGCGUACGGACGACCACUGACGUUCGAGUACCUUGCUAGCUUUGCUCUGCCUUCGACACCAGGUCAGAGCCUGGCCUCGCUCCUGUUCCACAGAUUAGCUGUCAUCGGUGACCCUAGUGAUCCCAUGCGGAUUCCUAUAGAAUUUUGUGAAGCGAUCAUCGCCUUAUUGCACAAGUGCCAUGAAGAGGGCUGCCUCGAACCCAUCACCGAACUCAUAUCGCUUGUGUCUUUUACUCUGCAACUCAACACUGUUGCAAUCGUUCCUCACAUCGCACAGUCCCUCCUCGCAAUUGGGCAGGACAUUGCCUUUGAAGUUGCGAUCCCUCGCUUUCACAACCACGACCUCAGCAAAUACAACCAUGCCAACGGCAAGAAUUGGGCAGCUCAUAUAUCUACCACGGGCAUUUUGUCGGUUCUCUACCUGACAGCACUAGGUUGCGCAAUAUCGUCACCAGUUGGUGGUGCUUUGUCGCCACCCAUAGUUGACUAUUGGAGCUCCGUCCAUCUCGAAUAUGUCUUGAUCAACUUGAGUCAUAACCAGCUCUUACCCGACUUCCUCGCCAUGCUGAAACUUCUCUGCACGUCCGUAUUUGAAGAAACGGUUGGCUCCAUUACACACAAAAACAAAACGGCCGAGGAGGUAGCCAGUCCUGUGAUUGACCGCGUCAGCAUCUACCUGAUCGAAACACCCAAAUGGGAUAUUAGCAAAGAGGAGCUUCAAGGUGUCAGAAGCACAAUAUUGCGAACGCUUGCUGCCUUUGCAAAAUCAAAAGUCGGAAUGUCCCAGCUCAAGGGGCAUGACUCUGCCGUGCCUCGUCUGGCCAUCUUUUUGUACCAUUUGAUCGAUGACCUUUAUGACGGGGAGACGAAAACGAUGUACGCUUUCUCGCCCACAAUUCACCCCGAAGAGGCCGGCGAAGCGCAGGCACAGGCAACCCCAACAGAUGAGCUGCGGACUCUUAUCAGCCACACCAUGUUGCUGCUGCAUACUAUCAUUACAGACAAGUCGGACGAGACCCCCGUGAACCUGCAGUCGAAACUGGCGAAGAUCACGGGAGGAACUCAGAAGUAUCUGCUUAGCCUGGCUAGACUCAAUUUCGCCGAUUCAGAAGAGGACCUUCUCGGGGUCAACGAGGAGACGGCUGACCUGGCUCAUGAGCUGCUGGAACUGGCCGUCACCGAAGAGGAUGGUGCCGAGCUUGGAGUCUUCUUUGGGGGAUGA